AUAGUGAUCUGUGAAAGGUACUCGGUCAUCAAAAAUGGCAGACGUACCGAUCGAUUGCGAUUUUCCUGUUUGGGGAUUAAUGCCGAAAAAAGAAACAGGGGUCGUCACAUUUUUAAAUAAAAACGCAGAGUACGAUGGCAGGAAUACAGUCAUCGCAAUUUUCGACUCGGGCGUCGAUCCCGCGGCCGCGGGCCUUAUGGUGACUAGCACAGGGGAGACUAAAGUUAUAGAAAGGUUUGAUUGUAGCGGCUGUGGAGAUGUGGACACUAGUACGGUUAUUCGGAAGGUAGUGGACGGAUGUAUUACCGGCACCACAGGUCGUAAAUUAAAGAUACCAGAAUCAUGGACCAACUCCACCGGAGAGUGGCGGAUAGGUGUACUCUAUCCAUUCACCUUAUACCCCUCUAAAGUGAAGGAGAGGAUCCAGGAACACAGGAAGGAGCAUCUUUGGGAUGUGGGACAUAAGACCGCUUUUGCAGAGGCUAGUAAACAGCUCCAGGACUUCGAAAAUGAAGUGGCAUCCAAGACAACUCUUAGUCAAGAGGAGAAACUACAAAAAGAGGAACUGGAGACCAGGGUAGAGGUGUUAAAAGAGGCAGAGAAGAAAUACACAGACUUGGGUCCCGCUUACGACUGUGUUCUGUUCCAUGAUGGAACUGUGUGGAGAGCAUGUAUAGACACGUCAGAAGCAGGCGACUUGUCCACUGGUCCACUGCUGGGCGAAUACAGUUCCACACAUGAGCAUGUGCAUUUGACAGCAUUGGAUGAGAUGACAGUCAGCAUCAAUGUGCAUGACGAAGGCAAUACACUAGAAGUUGUGGGAAUGUGCUCUACCCACGGCACGCACGUAGCAGCGAUCGCAUCCGGUUACUUUCCUGAGGAACCUGACAAGAACGGAGUAGCGCCCGGCGCUAAGAUAGUCUCCCUGACCAUAGGAGACAGCAGACUUGGCUCCAUGGAGACGGGGACGGCGCUGGUGAGGGCCUGCAUCAAGGUCAUGGAGCUGAGCAAGACCAUGAAGAUUGACGUCAUCAACAUGAGCUAUGGCGAGCACGCGCACUGGUCCAACGCUGGUCGCGUGGGCGACAUAAUCAGCUCUGUGGUGAACCGCUACGGAGUAUCGUGGGUAGUGUCGGCGGGCAACCACGGGCCGGCGCUCGCGACGGUGGGCGCGCCGCCCGACAUCGCGCAACCUAUACUGAUUGGAGUGGGCGCGUACGUGUCAACGGAGAUGAUGCUAGCGGCAUACUCGAUGCGCGCGCGCGGGGCCCCGGGUGCCUUCAGCUGGAGCUCGCGAGGCCCCUGCGCGGAUGGGGCCGCCGGACUAUCCGUGUGUGCGCCAGGGGGAGCCGUAGCGUCGGUGGCCAGGUUCACACUGAGAAACUGUCAACUCAUGAACGGUACAUCUAUGGCUGCGCCGCACGUCGCCGGAGCCGUAGCGGUGCUAAUAUCGGGGCUCAAAGCGAAGGAGCUGCCCUACUCGCCGUACUCGCUAAAGCGCGCGUUGGAGAACUCCGCAGUGUAUCUCGAGCACGUGGAGCCCUGGGCGCAGGGCUGUGGCCUGCUCAAUGUGGAAAAGGCCUUCGAAAUCCUCACAAACUUCCACUCACAGCCGGAGCGGGAUGUAACGUUCAACCUAAAGUGUGGUAGCAGCAACGCUAAAGGAGUUUUCUUGCGACCCAAGCCCGAUGACGUCACGCAUAAGGACAUCGGCAUCACGGUCGAACCACAGUUCUUAGAGAACCAUUUGGAUGAGGAAAAUAAGGACGUGAUACCCAAGCAGAUCGCGUACGGACAGAGGCUCGCGCUGACUUGCGCGGCGCCCUGGGUGUCCCACCCUGCGCACGUGGACAUGAUGAACGCAGCGCGCCCGCUGGCGGUGCGCGUCAACAUCGCCGCUCUGCCGCCCGGACCGCACUUUGCCAGUAUAAACGCCUACGACGUAUCAUGCAUAGAGAAGGGGCCGGUGUUUCGGAUACCCAUCACAGUGCUGCAGCCACAACCGCUGGCCAUGUCCACGUCGUCCGCGCCGCAGAUCGACGAGAAGGACGUGCUGUUCAAACCAUCCACCAUCAAGCGGCACAUCAUUGUGGUCCCCUUAGAAGCGACGUGGGGUGUAGUACGCAUCCAGCGGCGCGGCGGGGAGAGCGGCGCGCGGUUCCUAGUGCACGCCAUGCAGCUGGCGCCGCGACGAUCGUGUCGCGCGCACGACACGCACCGCAUGCUGGCGUUGGCGCCGCUGGUGCCCGUCGCCGCUCCCUUCAAACUGCUGGGUGGCGUCACCUUGGAAGUGGUGAUAGCCAAGUACUGGGCCAACGUUGGCGACAUCAGCGUGGACUACAGCAUAGAGUUCCACGGCCUCAAACCAGACUUUGGCUCCAAGCUGACCAUGAGCGCGGCAUCGCUGGGCGCUGUGCAGUUGGCCGCGUUGAGGCCACAGGAGGUCCAGCCUUCUGCGCAGCUCAAACACAUUGAACCCGUGUACAGACCCGCGGAAUCCAAGUUGGUGCCGCUCACAGCCCGCGACGUGAUCCCGCCCGGCCGCCAGAUCUACCAGCUGCUCAACACUUACACAUUCCACAUAGCCAAAGCCACGGAGGUGUCGCCCAUCGUGCCGCUGCUGUGCGACAUGCUGUACGAGUCGGAGUUCGAGUCGCAGAUGUGGAUGCUGCACAACAGCUGCAAGCAGCUCAUGCUAGUGGGCGACGCUUACCCCUCCAAGUAUUCUGCGAAAGUGGAGAAGGGCGAGUACACACUGCGGCUGAGCGUCCGUCACGAAAACCGGACGUUACUGGAGCGGCUAUCGGAACUACCCGUCGUCAUACAGCAACGCCUCGCGCAACCCAUCUCGCUCGACGCGUACUGCUCACAGCCACAGGCACUGACGGGCGGCAAGAAAUUCACCUCAGCCUCCAUGUCCAAUGGCGAACUGCUACCUCUUUACUUCACGCCCGUGCCUGCUGAUAAGAUAAGUCGGUCGAGCAUAUCCCCGGGCGUGACACUCACAGGCGUGGUCACAUUCGCGAAGGACGAGCUCGGCCACAAAGCCGACACGUACGGCGUGUCACUAGUGGCGUGCGAGGCGCCGCGCCGGGCGCCUCGAGACGCGAGGCCGAGGCAGGAUGACUACACGGACGCCUAUAAGGAUUUCAUCUCCGCGUGGCUGCCUAAACUGGAGGGCGAGAAGUUGGAGCAAGUGUAUGAAGACCUGGUGGAAAAGUUCCCCACGUACCUCGGCGCGCACGUGGCGUACUUACACGGAAUCGACUCGCCCACCGACCCUAAAAAAUUACCGAGCGCGACGGAAGAGCCCGAUGUUACGACGGCGUGGUGUGAACAGCUCAUUGCCAUAUCCGAUAAGGUCAUAAAGCAGAUCGAUCAGGACAAGUUGCUGGCGUAUCUCGGAAUGAAAAACGACACGCGCCCCGACGCCACCAAAAUUAAACAAGAGCAAGAAAAGCAGAAGGGCUACCUAAUAGACGCCCUGUGUCGGAAAGGAACGGCGCUAUGCAGGCUCAAGGCGUUAGCACAGAGCAACGCAGCCAAAGAGAAGCUCGCCGAUGCGUUGCAGAGCAAUAUGACCGACCUCAUGAAGUUUACUGACCUCAGUGACACUAAGGCGAUCCACUACGGGGUGUGGCACUGCUUCAGCCUCAAGCACUGGGGGCGCGCCUGCAAGCUGCUCACCAAGAUCCUUGAGGAGCGACCUUCCAAGGAGGUGGAGGAGCGGCUCGCGCAGGCCUACCGGCAGCUGGGCUGGAGCUACCUGGCCGCCGCCACGCUCGCCGCGAUACCCACCAAGUACCCGUCCGCGUACCGACCCUUCUGAUCACACCACUAGUAAUGCCCGCCUUUUUACACGACGACAAUGUUCCACAAGUCAAAAGUUCCCGUACAGUGCAAAUCUUCAUGGGCAGCGGUAAUCACUUAACACCAGGUGACCCGUCUGCUCGUUUUCUCGCUUUUGUAUAUAAAACAAAAAAAAAACAGUGGGUCAUUGGUGUCACACAGUAAGUAAACUUGUAACAGGACGUCGAUGCUUUACCUACAUUGGCAGACGUCAAAUGUUGCCUAACGACGUUAGGUAGGCUAUGAAACGACUAGGUAUCUUUGAUUUUACGUCACCCCUAAUCUAAUAUUUGACAGAUGUCGAUUCAGGAUCAAAAUCGAUACUUUCCUCACUCUAGUUCUGUAUGCCGAGUGACUGUGUGGUGACGUCAAAUCA
Molecule: messenger RNA, 4225 nt
Organism: Maniola jurtina (meadow brown)
Lineage: Eukaryota; Metazoa; Arthropoda; Insecta; Lepidoptera; Nymphalidae
Gene: TppII
Product: tripeptidyl-peptidase 2
Exons: 24
Coding region: 35-3829 (1264 amino acids)
Biological process (GO): proteolysis
Cellular component (GO): cytosol
Molecular function (GO): tripeptidyl-peptidase activity; serine-type endopeptidase activity
Source: RefSeq, a predicted model, not a curated record